AGAAGUCCCCACGACGGCGGUCUUCGAUGUAUCGCGAGAGGACUCCCCGCGGCUACGUUUCCUGCUCGUACGACACGAGGGAUGUCGCACGGCGCCGCUUCGCGCUCGUAGGUACCGCAGGAUCCGAGGUCGAGACGGGAACGCGCGUGGAGCCAAGGAGGAGGUGGAAGGUCGCGUUAAACGGCGUGUCUGACGCUCCGACGCUGAUCGUCGCCGGUCGCGAGAACCCGUCGCUACCGCCAGCACCAUGGCAAUGAACGUGCCGUACGAGGCGAUCGGCAAGGGCUUCGUCCAGCAGUACUACGCGAUGUUCGACGACCCGGCGCAGAGGCCGAACCUCAUAAACAUGUACAACGCGGAGACAUCCUUCAUGACGUUCGAGGGCUUGCAGAUACAGGGCGCAAUCAAAAUCAUGGAGAAGUUAACUAGCUUAUCUUUUCAAAAAAUAAAUCGGAUAAUAACAGCGAUCGAUUCGCAACCGAUGUUCGAUGGUGGUGUUCUCAUUAAUGUACUAGGAAGGUUGCAGGCAGACGAGGAUCCACCACACGCCUUCUCGCAAUGUUUUAUCCUGAAGCCAAUGGGUAACUCGUACUACUGUCAGCACGAUAUUUUCCGCCUUAGCAUUCAUGACAGCGCAUGAACGAGGAAGAUCGUGCUGAUUUUCGCGACGAGCGUGUGAGCAGGCAGGUUGUCGAGCGACCGGAUGCCCUGGAGAUCAUGAUUAAUAAGUGAGCCACCUAAUCGCAUCGAUAACCCUCUCGUCACAACCACAUCCUACCUAUCCCCCAUUCUUUCUAUAGAUAAUAUUACAAGUUUUAUAUGAAGAAUAUCUCUCCGCUUAUAUCUUGGCCACGAUAAGGAAAAAAGAAAACCAAUCGAGAAACAUCCGAUAUCACACAGUUUAACUAAUUUCGUCGCUUUUCUCCGUACAACAUAAUACAUAUAUGCACACAGGUGCGCAGAUAUCUGUGUGUCCGGAAAAAAAAAAACGAAUCUACAUUUCUUAGUUAUACGUACUAGCACAACGUGCACACAUAAAUGUCUCAUUGAUUGAGAAUUUGAUUUUUGACGGCAGGUAAUAUCUUUGCAUUACUACGCUUUGAAAUGUAUUGUAACAUAUUUUACAUUCGAAAUGCUGUGUAUUUUUGUAACACAAAAAAAUGUUGGCCAUUAAAUACAAGAAUACGGAAUUAA
This is a messenger RNA of Vollenhovia emeryi, 1194 nucleotides long. RefSeq names its product probable nuclear transport factor 2 (gene Ntf-2). Gene Ontology annotation, cellular component: nuclear pore central transport channel. The coding region runs from base 248 to 640 and encodes 130 amino acids. Gene Ontology annotation, biological process: protein import into nucleus. The transcript is spliced from 4 exons. NCBI's taxonomy places the organism in Eukaryota, Metazoa, Arthropoda, Insecta, Hymenoptera, Formicidae. The record is from RefSeq and is a predicted model, not a curated record.